Molecule: messenger RNA, 3006 nt
Organism: Humulus lupulus (European hop)
Lineage: Eukaryota; Viridiplantae; Streptophyta; Magnoliopsida; Rosales; Cannabaceae
Product: adoMet-dependent rRNA methyltransferase spb1-like
Exons: 11
Coding region: 340-2718 (792 amino acids)
Biological process (GO): rRNA methylation; maturation of LSU-rRNA from tricistronic rRNA transcript (SSU-rRNA, 5.8S rRNA, LSU-rRNA); maturation of 5.8S rRNA from tricistronic rRNA transcript (SSU-rRNA, 5.8S rRNA, LSU-rRNA)
Cellular component (GO): nucleus; preribosome, large subunit precursor; nucleolus
Molecular function (GO): rRNA (uridine-2'-O-ribose)-methyltransferase activity; rRNA (guanine) methyltransferase activity
Source: RefSeq, a predicted model, not a curated record
UUUCUUUUUCUCUGGUUGAUUCAUUAUUCUAACACAUCUUAUAUAUGUUGAUGCUAACCAGUUCCCUAAUUCUAUUAUCUUUAAUUCUUUGAGGCUUUUCUAUUCAUGACAAUAAUUUUGUCAUUUCCAUUUUGGUUAUUAGACCAAGACGACGAUGAGAUUACUGUGACUAUGUUGUGUUUAUGAUAUGCCCUUUAAAUUUCAGUUUUGUGUUCUUUGAUCUCAUAAUCAUAUCGUUUAUGUAAUGCAUCUAUCUUUAAAAUGCAGGAAAAAUUUUGACACAAGAAAAACCUCUAAAAAAUCUCCAGUUUGUGUAACUUUUUUUCGUUUAGUUCUUCAAUGGGUAAAGAGAAUCAGAAGCGUAAAAGUGAUAUUUACACGAAGUUGACCAACGAGAGCGGUUUUCGUUCUCGUGCAGCAUGGAAGCUGAUACAGCUUGAUAACAAGUUUGGAUUGUUUCGCAACAAGUGCGCUGUUCUCGACCUUUGUGCUGCUCCCGGUGGUUGGACGCAGGUGGCAACGCAGCGGGUGCCGUGUGGAAGCCUUCUCAUGGGUGUGGAUUUGGUUUGGAUUAAACCAAUGCCACGCGCCAUUUUUAUCCAGCAGGACAUCACCAAACCCGAAUGCAAGUCGCAGAUCAAGCGGGUGAUGAGUAAGUAUAAUUGCUCUGCAUUUGAUUUGGUUCUGCACAAUGGUGCCCCCAAUAUGGGUGGUGCUUGGGCUAUGGAAGCCACUGUUCAGAAUGCUUUGGUAAUUGAUGCGGUUAAGUUGGCUACUCACUUACUUGCUCCUAAAGGCACAUUUGUAACCAAGGUUUUUCGUUCACAAGAUUACCACUCUGUCAAGUAUUGUCUUUCAAAGUUAUUUGAGAGAGUUGUGGUGCACAAACCAAACGCUAGUCGUUCUUCGUCUGCCGAGAUAUUUGUUCUGGCUUUCAAGUAUAAGGCUGCUGCCAAGAUUGAUCCUCGCAUACUUGAUGUCAGGCAUCUAUUUCAAGGAGCCAUAGAACCCCAAAAGAAGAAGGUGAGUCAUGAUCUAGGAGGUGUGGGAAGAAAACGACACCGUGACGGGUAUGAAGAUGGAGACACAACUUUAAGGAAGGUGUCAGCUGCUGCAGAAUUUAUUUGGUCGGAUGCUCCCCUUGAUAUCCUUGGUUCUGUUACUUCCAUAUGCUUUGAUGAUCCAACAUCCUUGCCGAUUAAGGAUCAUGCUUUAACAACAGAAGAGGUUCAAACUCUUUGUGAUGAUCUGGGUGUCUUGGGGAAACAAGACUUUAAGUACCUUUUGAAGUGGCAGAUACAUAUAAGAAAAACCUUAAUACAUUCACAGAAGGCCGAUGUUACUGCUGUUACAAAUGUCGAAAAUGAAGAAAAGGAGGAUGAAGAUGAUAAAAUAGUCAAUGAAAUGGAGGAGCUAACACAUGCGAUGGAGUGUAAGAAGGCACGAGUGAAAAAGCUUCUUGCGAAAAGGCAAGCUAAGGAGAAGGCACAAAAGGAAAUGGGUAUGCAGAUGGAAGGAGUGGAUGAUAGUUAUGUUGACCAUGAGCUGUUUUCCCUCUCUACCAUUAAGGGUAAAAAUGCUCUUGUAGUAGUUGAUUCCACUGAACUUGAUGAUGAUACAAAUAGUAAUCUGGGUGAUAGCGAAAAUGAAGAAAGCCAUGAUGGAAGUGAACAUGGUAAUUUAGAUUCUGAUGAAGAGAGGAAAAGAUACGAUGAACAAAUUGAAGCUCUUCUUGAACAAGCUUAUGAACAGUACAUCUCCAAGAAGAAUGACAAUUCAAAGCAGCAACAUAAGCCUCCAAAGCGAUUGUGCUAUAAAGAUGUCCAAAUUCUUGAGAGUUUUGAUGAUGAUGAUGAUGAAAUUAUCCAUCCUGAUUAUGAUUUCGACGGUGAUCAAGAAAUGAAUCCUCUUAUGGUAUCACUUGAUGUUGGCAAAGGUUCAACCCAAGAAGAGAUUACAAACAAAUGGUUUAGUCAAGAUAUCUUUUGUGAAGCUGCAAAUGAUGAAAGAGAUGCUGCUGGGAAGUUUGAUAGUGAAGAUGAAAUGAAGGAGAAAAUUUCUGUGCAAGUAAAUAAGGCACAAACGAAGACAGAGAAUAGUGAUGAUUUUGAGAUAGUACCUGCUCCAGGUUCAGUUUUUGAGUCGGAUGACGAGGAUGAUGAUGUUGAUGCAAAGGCUGAGACACUUUCUUCUGCUAAGAAUAUGUUAAAGAAAAAGCAAAGGAAUGAGAUACUUGAUGAUGCUUACAACAAAUAUAUGAUGUUUGGUGAUGAGGAGGGUGUGCCUAAGUGGUUCUUGGAUGAAGAAAAGAGGCAUUGUCAUCCGAUUAAGCCUGUAACCAAAGAAGAGGUGAAUGCCAUGAAAACUCGGUUUAAAGAAAUUGAUGCUCGACCAGUGAAGAAAGUGGUGGAGGCCAAAGCCAGGAAGAAAAGGGUUGCUAUGAAGAAGCUAGAGAAGGCGCGGAAGAUGGCCAAUGCCAUUUCAGAGCAGACAGAUAUUUCCAACAUAUCGAAGAAUAAGAUGAUUGAUAAGCUAUACAAGAAGGCAAUUCCUAAAAGGCCUAAAAAGGAAUAUGUGGUGGCAAAGAAAAGUGUCCAAGUAAAGGUUGGGAAGGGUAAAACCCUUGUUGAUAGGCGCAUGAAGAAGGAUUUAAGGGCAGCUACAUGCAGAAAGAGUAAGAUGGCAAAAGGCACCUCAAAAAUGGGCAAAAGAGCUUAAUUUUACCUUGCCCCUUUGGUCAUGUCUGCAUUUUUUUUCAUACCAUCAAUAUUUUUUUUAAAAAAGUACCAUCAAUUUUUUUUAGGUGAUAAAGCUUUCAUUCAGAUAGUUCUAUCAAGUUAAGGGGAUUACAUAAAAAAUGCACAAAGCAAGAUACGUGUUUAUAACAAUAAUUAUAAGUAUAUAUAUAUAUUUUUUUUUUUGAAAAAAAUAAGCCAAAAGAGUCAUCUUAUGAUCCCUAAUUCAAGCUUAGGUUUUUAAUUAAUUAAAAUUACUUUUACAUUUAGA